GUGUGGUGAUUUUAAGGGGCUUUUUUUGCUCUCUUUGCUCUUUUAUUCUGCACUCUUUGGUGUCUUUUUAACACCAUUUAGAGGGUUUUUUCACUUUUUUACACUUCCACUACCAUUUUUCUCCAUUUUCAUCUUCUUUUUGUCUGGGAGUCAUUGGUGUGGAGUAAUUCGGUGUGGAUUUGCUGGAACUGAACUGAAAUGGAUCACUCUCUUUUCGGCUGUCUGCGGAACCCUCACGCCCCGGCCCAAACUCUCCACCCGGCCUUCGCCCAGCCCUCCGCCCUAGCCCUGCACGGCCGCUCUGACCAUGUCUCCUACCCAGACCUCCCCGGACCCUCUCCGCCCUGCAGUUACCCGGGAGAGGAGGGGGGCUUUGGUGGCCCUCACGGACCCCGCGGCCAUCCCGCUCAGCAGCUUCCCCAGCAUCAUCCACAUCAUCAGCCCUCAGGCUGGCACAUUCAGCAGAUGCCCUCGCCCAGUGGCGGCCGCCACAGUGUCUGCCCUCCCCACCACCCUGACAGCACAGCCCCAGAGCUGUGUGGGUCUGCAGGUACAGGCAGUCAGGGUCUGUGCACAGCAAACCCAGCGCUUGGCAAUAGUGACCCCGCUGGGGCAGCAUGUGUGUCUGGGGACUUUGGGCGGCAAACUAUGUCAACCGUAGAAGCUGACAGAAGGAAUAGUAAAGGGAAGAGUGACAGUUCAGAUUCCCAAGACGGGAGCUAUAAGUCAGACGUGAACAGUAAGCCCAGGAAGGAGCGCACAGCGUUCACCAAGGAGCAGAUCCGGGAACUGGAGUCCGAGUUUGCCCACCACAACUAUCUGACACGACUGAGACGUUAUGAAAUCGCUGUCAACCUUGACCUCACCGAGAGACAAGUGAAAGUGUGGUUCCAGAACAGAAGGAUGAAGUGGAAACGAGUGAAAGGGGGGCAGCAGGGAGCCGCAGCACGAGAGAAAGAACUGGUGAAUGUGAAGAAAGGAACUCUCUUGCCAUCAGAGUUUGCAGGCAUGGUGGGACUGCACCACUCCGUCGGCUCCCCAGGCAAUGAGGAUGACAGUCACGACAGUGACCAGAGCUCUGAGCACGCUCACUUAUGACCUUCUGGAAACUUCAAAAGCAAAAACUGAACCCUAGUUUUCCUCAGGAAUCACCGUCCUUAGUACGCCAGGGCCCUUAAAAACUAGUCCAGGCCCAACGGUUAAGAUUUGUUGUGUUAAACAGAUGGUGAGAGAGUCCACUAAACAGAGCUCGAUCUCUGCAACAUCUCAGCAUACAGAUUUAACUAAAAUAGAGUGGCAAGACUGGGAAACUGGAUGAGAACAAAAGACUGUGACAUGUUUUCACUUGUGAGCCAUAGCUCUGAAUUUG
Molecule: messenger RNA, 1369 nt
Organism: Colossoma macropomum (tambaqui)
Lineage: Eukaryota; Metazoa; Chordata; Actinopteri; Characiformes; Serrasalmidae
Gene: meox2b
Product: mesenchyme homeobox 2b
Exons: 3
Coding region: 199-1098 (299 amino acids)
Biological process (GO): positive regulation of transcription by RNA polymerase II
Cellular component (GO): nucleus
Molecular function (GO): RNA polymerase II cis-regulatory region sequence-specific DNA binding; DNA-binding transcription factor activity, RNA polymerase II-specific
Source: RefSeq, a predicted model, not a curated record